Molecule: messenger RNA, 3416 nt
Organism: Archocentrus centrarchus (flier cichlid)
Lineage: Eukaryota; Metazoa; Chordata; Actinopteri; Cichliformes; Cichlidae
Gene: pdlim4
Product: PDZ and LIM domain 4
Exons: 7
Coding region: 147-1250 (367 amino acids)
Biological process (GO): heart development; muscle structure development; actin cytoskeleton organization
Cellular component (GO): stress fiber; filamentous actin; adherens junction
Molecular function (GO): muscle alpha-actinin binding; actin binding
Source: RefSeq, a predicted model, not a curated record
AAAGUUUUAAGCGCCGGGACAGCGUUGCCUAGCAGCUAGGCUGUGGCUAGUUCACGUUCCCUGUUUUUAUCCGUAUAUCGAAGAACCGCGGACAUUUCCCCUUCUCAGCCUCCCUGUCAUCUGCCUCUUAUUCUCUCGCAGUCUUUAUGCCAAACAUGACCCAGACCGUGACACUAAAGGGACCCUCUCCCUGGGGUUUUCGGCUGGUUGGAGGACGAGAUUUCAGCACCCCGUUAACUAUCUCCAGGGUGACACCAGGCAGCAAGGCGGCCCAAGGUGACCUGUGUCCAGGUGACACCAUCCUGGCUAUCAAUGGAGACGCAACAGAGCACAUGACUCACAUGGAGGCUCAGAACAAGAUCAAAACCUGCACUCAGCAGCUUACACUGAGCAUCAGCAGAUCAGGAUCAGGAGACAGAGUGUGGUCGCCAACAGUUAGUGAAGAUGGCAAGACAAGCCCUUACAUGGAACCCGACUCACAGAAUUUUCGUCCAAUCACCAGCGGAUAUGCCGGUUACACCCGUAAACCUUCAUAUACCCCUGAACCCCAGUCACCUCCGAUUCCCCAGCCCGCUAACCUCAAUAAUGGACACUCCAGACCCAACAAUGGCCACAGCUAUGGGUAUGGCAAUGGAACCGGGCACUCUCAGUACAACAACCCUGCAGGACUGUAUGCUCACAAUGGAAGCAAUGGAGACAGAUCUCUGCCAAGCAAGAUGGGAGGUCUCAGCCUCAGUGCCACACACAGCCCAGAGCCUUCCAUACAGUCUCCUGUGGGCCGUAACGGAUUUGACACAGAGUCAGACGUCUACAAGAUGCUGCAGGACUACGAGGAACCUGUCUCAGAACCCAAACAGUCCGGCUCCUUCAAAUACCUACAGGGAAUCCUAGAGGCUGAGGAUGGAGGUGUGUCACCAACGGAGAGAAUGAGAAACCUAAAGUCUCCCAUCAGGUCUCCAAUCCCCAAGUUGGCAAGCCCCAUCCCCAGCCCCAUGUCUGGCCUUCAGAAACUACCCCAGUGCACACGGUGCUGUAAUGGCAUUGUUGGCACCAUCGUGAAGGCCCGAGAUAAACUCUACCAUCCCGACUGCUUCAUUUGUGACGACUGUGGCAUCAACCUAAAGCAGAGAGGCUACUUCUUUAUUGAGGACAAUCUGUACUGCGAGACCCACGCAAAGGCUCGCGUCCAACCCCCCGAGGGCUACGAUGUUGUUGCAGUGUACCCCAACUCCAAGGUGGAGUUAGUCUGAGAUAAAGAGGGUGCAUAUAUUGUAAUACAACUGGUAAACAAGGAAUAUUGUAGAAUGUGGCUACUGAGUUUAUUAGCCUCCACCAAUUGGGCUCUGUCAAGCAGGAAUGCUUAUCUUGGGUCAGUUUUGCCUUUAGGAGAGUCACAUUUGUGAUUGAGUGAUCCCAGAUCAGUGCUUCCACUCUGACAGACUUGAUGAAUGCCUUUUUUCAUUGAGCAUAUCCCAAUCUGUUGACAGAAUACCCCCCUUUUAUUUUGAUGAGCAUCUCAAAUCUCCAGACCAUUAAAAAGCAACAUUAAACAUUUUAUGCUACAGUAUGUAAUGAUCUGGUAGCCCUAAUCUCUCAACCAGUCUUUACAUUAAAAUUGUAUAUGCACAUUCACAUUGCUUGCAUAGUAACAGAAUAUUCAGUGUAAUACUGCAGGCAACAAGAUAAUUGCAAGAAAGCUGUUAUUACAAACAUAAUAUCCCGCUCGAGCCUUACACUAACUUUAAGACACCAUGUGCAUUAUCACAAAAUAUUUUUGAGUUGAUUGUGGUGUGUGAUGUGAUGAACUUUGCAGAGGUGGUGGUUAUUAAAGCUUUGGGGACUAAUUUUCACAGUUCUCUGCUCACCACAUUAUAUUCCACGUCAUGUAAGGUUAAGUGACAUGUUGUUCAAAUCCUGGUUAAGGUUUGAAAGGCUUCUUUCUUUGCUAUAGUUCAAUAAUAUACUCAUGUUGGAUGGAUUUUUGCAUUUCUAACUCACAUUUAUGCAAUUUACUUUUCAUGUUGCAAAACCGGGGAACAUUCCUGUUUAGUUUUCUCUUUUUUUUCCUGCUCACUUGUCAGUUAUGCAAACAGAAUAAGCAAUACUUCAGUUGAAGAAUAUCUCUAACAGUGUCUGGAAUGUGUCAGUAUGUUUUGGUGACUGGGUUUGCUGAACUUCUACUUGUAAUAAAUGCCUCCGUAUGCAGCUAUGCAAGCACCACCUUCUGAAAGGUAAACAAAUCCCUGCAGGAGACAUCCUGCAAGCUCUGUGAGAAACUCUAGAACUUGUUGGGAAUUGACUUUAAAAAAAAAAAAAAAAAAAUUCCCCCAGAUGUGAAGAAAUGAGACUUUAUUGCUACAGUAACUUAGUUAAAUGCAGUGCAUGCAUUUUGACAUUUUAAGCAGGGGUGAUACACAUCUGCAAACAGGGUGGUUUAUGCACCUGACUGUGAGAGGAAUUUCACCUCUCACACUGAAGAAUUCCUGUUCACAAGAGCACAGAGUUCACGGGGCAUUGGGGCUUCAGGUUGACAUCAGUAUGCUCCCCACAUCUCAUGACAGCUUUUAAAAAUGAUUGUGUGCAUUUGAGACUGGAGACGCAGCUACAGAAAUCUGUUAGGAACUUGUAAAAUGGGACUUCACAGCCUACAACAUGUGGGAAUAAUACUCACUUUGUUACUUUUUUUUUUCCCCCUUCUUUUUUUUGUGAUUCACUACAUACUGUAAAUUCAUACAGUUCCUUUCUGGAAGAGAGCAAAAGACAGAAGUUCCCACUAUGGAUUCAGAUUUCUACAGCCAAACCCUUAAGGCUAAUGAAAUACAUUUCUACAUUUACUUGGAGAGAAGUGGGGGGAAUAAAUUUAGGGAAUGGGGUGGGGUGAGAAAGAGAAACGAGGGGAUGACAUGUAUUUUGUUUUCUUGACAGAAAAUCUUUCUGUAAGAAAAGUGUAGCAAUCAGUCUUAGCUUGUUGUGUAAUAGAGUGAACGCUGUGCAGAGAGGUGGUGAUGUUCUUUCAUUUUAGAAAUAUUUCUAACAAAACUACUCUUGUAAUUUGAAAUGGGAAUAAAUUUUACAGCGCUGAUAUCCAGUCUGUUUUCAGGAUAUUAGCAGUGAUGUUUAGCUGCUGGUAUCUGUCCAAGCUAGUUAUUUGUAAAUUAUGUGAAAAAAUCUAUUGCUACCACAUUGUGUCUUUGGUAUUGUACAUAUUUGUUUCAUUGUGAUUGCUUUAACAUACAGUAUAGAUCAUGUCACUCACUUGCCUUUGCAUACCCAGUGUCUACUCUUUAAAUGAUUUCUGAGGCACGAAACCUCUUCUUGUAUUUAACUUAUUGUUCUACCAACACAUGUUUUUUGUUCUGGAUCUUCUUUUUUGCUCUUGUUUUUUCUAGGUUCUAAAUAAAAUGAAAAGUACUUUA